GUGCAAUGGUAGUGUUGUCAUUUUUAUAAAAUGAACUCUUUGUCCUUCUUCCCUACUCAAAUCUGAUUCGGCACAUCCUGAAACACCAUUAAUGCAUCGGACACCCAGAAGAGAGAUUUUGGCUAUUCAUACGUAUAAUAUAUAAAUCCCAUUGACAGCCGAUACUUUUGCGCCUGCAUUUAUCUUUUUCUCCAGACGUGCAGUGCGACAUAGACGAACGACAAAGGGGGAAUCAAAGGUCGUUGCUUUUCCUUCUCUGACUAAACUCCGGCUCGGAUUCUUGGACUUUGUUUAUGCCUUUCAACAACUGAACAACGGAUUUUACUCUGUUUGUUUCGUAAGCAGUCACGACUCACGAGUUAUCUGUUACUCUUGAGAGUUGAGACUAGAGCCUGAUAAAACUAAUCGUAUGGUUUAUCCAGCUCAUACUUAUCCCAUCUAUCUUGCAUUAAUCGCUCUUAGGGGCUAAAAGAACGGUUCAUUGCGGCAACGUGCAUGCGAUUCAUAAGGACGUGAUCAACCAUUCUAGAAGAGGAAUCUUGAUUUUAACGGGCGUUAAAGGGUCGCGGAGCUUCUGUUUCUGAUAAAGAACAAAGAGAAUUUUGCUGCAAUUUAAGUUUGAUGUAUUUCUGAACCAGUAGCUGAGCUUCUGAAGACUGUAUUGAUAUCUUUGACAAGGUAAAAAGAUGGCUGAGGGCGGCCUGGAAGGCGAAACAGAUAUAAAUGAGGCCACUACUUCAACGGGCAAGGCAGUAGCAGAGAAAAAUCAGGGCAUCAAUGGGGGCCAACAAGAUUCUCCAAAUAACACAAAAGAUGAGGAAACCAAGACAGUUCCGUUUCUCAAGCUUUUCUCAUUUGCAGAUUCCACUGAUACCGCAUUGAUGAUUGUUGGCACAAUUGGAUCCAUUGCAAGUGGGUUAGGCAUGCCCCUUAUGACUAUACUGUUUGGGCAAAUGAUCAAUAGUUUUGGCAGUAACCAAAGUAACACCAAGGAAAUCGUUGAUGUUGUUUCCAAGAUCUCUCUAAAGUUUGUCUACUUGGCUUUGGGGAUUGGUUGCGCAGCAUACCUUCAGGUGACAUGUUGGAUGGUCACGGGGGCGAGACAGGCUGAUCGAAUAAGGGGCUUGUAUCUGAAAGCUAUAUUGAGACAAGAUGUAGCUUUCUUUGACAAGGAAACUAACACUGGAGAGGUUGUUGGGAGAAUGUCCGGUGAUACUGUUCUCAUACAGGAUGCCAUGGGUGAGAAGGUUGGGAAAUUUAUACAGCUGAUAUCAACCUUCAUUGGGGGCUUCAUAAUAGCAUUUGUCAGAGGGUGGCUUCUUGCCCUUGUCUUGUGCUCUGCCAUUCCUCUUCUCGUGACAUCAGGUGGUAUCGUGGCCAUAGCUAUAUCAAGGAUGACAUCCCGGGGACAAGGUGCUUAUGCAAAGGCAGCAAAUGUAGCUGAACAAACAAUUGGUGGGAUCAGAACUGUUGCAUCAUUUACAGGAGAGAAUCAAGCUAUAACAAAUUACACAAAAUUUCUUGUACAUGCUUACAAGUCUGGCGUACAUGAAGGUCUUGCCGCCGGAAUGGGUUUUGGCACAGUUAUGUUAGUAGUGUUUUGCACCUAUUCGCUGGCUGUGUAUUUUGGUGCAAAGUUGAUACUAGAUAGAGGAUACUCUGGAGGACAAGUGAUGAACGUGAUCAUUGCUGUCUUAACUGCUUCCAUGUCCCUAGGCCAGGCGUCUCCCCCCUUGAGUGCAUUUUCUGCCGGCCGAGCUGCAGCAUUUAAGAUGUUCGAGACUAUCGAAAGACAGCCAGAUAUAAAUGCUUUUGACAAAAGCGGAAAAGUAUUGGAUGACGUUCGUGGAGAUAUAGAAUUGAGGGAUGUUUAUUUCAGCUAUCCAGCCCGUACGGAUGAGAGAAUAUUUAAUGGAUUCUCUCUCUCUAUCCCUAGUGGCAUGACUGCAGCUUUAGUUGGAGAAAGUGGAAGUGGGAAGUCAACAGUGAUCAGUCUUAUAGAGAGAUUCUACGACCCACAAGUUGGUGAAGUUCUUAUAGAUAACAUUAACCUCAAGGAGUUUCAGCUUAAGUGGAUUAGAGGGAAAAUUGGUCUUGUAAGCCAAGAACCUGUGUUGUUUGCCUCCAGCAUUAAGGAUAACAUUGCAUAUGGAAAAGACGGUGCAACCAUUGAAGAGAUAAGAGCUGCAACUGAACUUGCAAAUGCUGCUAAAUUUAUAGAUAAAUUGCCUCAGGGACUAGACACCAUGGCUGGUGACCACGGAACACAGCUGUCUGGUGGACAGAAACAGAGGAUUGCCAUUGCAAGAGCAAUUCUGAAAGACCCGCGAAUUUUACUUCUGGACGAAGCUACAAGUGCACUUGAUGCAGAAUCAGAGAAAAUAGUGCAAGAGGCAUUGGAUAGGGUUAUGGUUAACCGAACCACUGUCAUUGUUGCCCAUCGUUUGAGCACGGUGAGGAAUGCUGAUAUGAUAGCAGUCAUUCACAGAGGAAAGAUGGUUGAAAAAGGCUCGCACUCAGAACUACUCAAGGAUCCUAAUGGAGCAUACUCUCAGCUUAUACGCUUGCAAGAAGAAAAUAAGGAGUCAAAGCAUGCUGUAGAUGAUCAAAAUAAUCCUGAAAUUACUGUGGAAUCUUUCAGACAGUCCAGUAUCCGACAGUCAAGUCUUCGGCAGAAAAGUCAAAGAGCCUCAAUCCUACGAUCCAUAAGUCGGGGAUCAUCUGUGGGCAGUAGCAGCCGCAAGUCAUUCUCAGUUACAUUUGGUGUGCCCACAGGACUUGAAGUAACUGAUGCUGCAGUAACAGAACAAGAUACCACUUCAGUAGUGCCACAAAAAUCACAAGAGGUCCCAAUUCGACGCCUUGCCUAUCUCAAUAAGCCAGAGAUUCCAGUGCUUCUAGUUGGAACUGUGGCUGCAAUCGUCAGCGGAGUAAUACUCCCAAUAUUUGGUUUGCUGAUUUCCAGAGUAGUCAAAACAUUCUUUGAACCACCUUCCGAACUAAAAAAGGAUUCGAAGUUUUGGUCGCUAAUGUUUAUAGUCCUCGGUGUGGCAGCAUUUCUGUCAGGCCCAACACGAUCAUACUUCUUUGGUGUGGCUGGUUCUAAGUUAAUUCAACGUAUCAGAUCAAUGUGUUUUGAAAAGGUAGUUCACAUGGAGGUUGGUUGGUUCGAUGAGUCUGAGCACUCAAGCGGUGCCAUUGGUGCAAGGCUUUCGGCAGAUGCAGCAACAGUGCGUACUCUAGUAGGUGAUGCACUAGCUCAAAUCGUUCAAAGUAUUGCAUCAGUUGUAGCGGGUUUAGUCAUAGCUUUUGCUGCUAGUUGGGAGAUGGCGCUGAUUAUCCUAGUAUUGGUUCCUUUGCUUGGAGUCAAUGGAUAUACUCAACGAAGGUCCAUGAGAGGAUUCAGUGCAGAUGCAAAGGCAAUGUAUGAGGAUGCAAGCCAAAUAGCCACUGAUGCAGUUGGAAGUAUAAGAACCGUUGCUUCUUUCUGUGCUGAAGAGAAAGUGAUGCAACUAUAUGAAAAGAAAUGUGAAGGACCUAAGAAGGCUGGCAUAAAGGAGGGCUUGAUCAGUGGAAUAGGAUUUGGGAUGUCUAAUUUCUUCCUGUUUAGCGUCUAUGCCACAAGUUUCUAUGCUGGGGCUCAGUUUAUUAAGGAAGGAAAAACGUCAUUCUCGGCUGUUUUCCAGGUAUUCUUUGCUUUGACCAUGGCUGCCACGGCAGUUACUCAAUCAAGCUCCUUUGUCACUGAUACUCAAAAAGCCAAGAAUGCAGCUGCUUCCAUAUUUGCAAUAUUAGACAGGAAGUCAAAGAUAGACCCAAGUGAUGAGUCCGGGAUGACACCAGAUAAUGUCAAGGGAGAUAUCGAGUUUCAUCAUGUAAGCUUCAAGUAUCCAUCUAGGCCAAAUAUUCAGAUUUUCAGAGACCUCAACUUGGCUAUUCAUGCAGGAAAGACAGUUGCCCUGGUUGGAGAAAGUGGGAGUGGAAAAUCCACAGUAAUAGCACUAUUGGAAAGAUUUUAUGAUCCUGAUUCAGGUUAUAUCACACUUGAUGGAAUUGAAAUCCAAAAGUUGCAAUUGAAGUGGCUGAGGCAGCAGAUGGGCCUUGUGGGACAAGAACCAGUUUUGUUUAAUGACACAAUCCGUGCCAACAUUGCGUAUGGGAAAGGAGGAGAUGUAACUGAGGCAGAGAUUAUAGCUGCAGCAGAAUUGGCCAAUGCCCACAAAUUCAUCAGUGGAUUACAACAGGGUUAUGAUACUAUAGUAGGGGAACGAGGACUGCAAUUGUCUGGCGGGCAGAAGCAACGCGUAGCCAUUGCACGUGCUAUAAUCAAAAGUCCAAAGAUAUUACUGUUAGAUGAGGCUACCAGUGCACUAGAUGCUGAGUCUGAGAGAGUGGUCCAAGAUGCAUUAGACAAAGUCAUGGUUAACCGGACUACAGUUGUGGUAGCACAUCGCUUGUCCACAAUCAAGAAUGCAGAUUUAAUUGCAGUGGUUAAGAAUGGAGUUAUUGUGGAGAAAGGAAAGCAUGAGACUUUGAUUAAUAUCCAGGAUGGGUCUUAUGCCUCCCUUGUUGCGCUUCACACAAGUGCUGCAACUGCUUGAGCUUCCUGUAACUCUUUUUGUUUCUCUAAAAUUUUGGAGGGUGGGACUGCUCUCUCUUUUUCCAAGGAGUAGAGGGACAUGUUUUAGUAAUGGUUGUAACUCUUUUUUUUUUCUUUUUUUUUGUGUAAUCAGUUGUGGUUAUAACUUAAUUGUAUAUUCGGGUGGAGGAAUGAGAGAAACUUAGGAAAGAAAGAAAAGGUUUUCGAAUUCGUGGUAUAGCAUGUAUUCCCUAUUUGAAUCACCAGCUUUCGUUGUUCACAGGGGAAAAGUUAUUACUGAGUUUUUGUAAUAUAGAUAAAUGCUCAUAGUGCACUGUUUUCGCU
Molecule: messenger RNA, 4924 nt
Organism: Juglans regia (Persian walnut)
Lineage: Eukaryota; Viridiplantae; Streptophyta; Magnoliopsida; Fagales; Juglandaceae
Product: ABC transporter B family member 21-like
Exons: 14
Coding region: 687-4601 (1304 amino acids)
Biological process (GO): transmembrane transport
Cellular component (GO): membrane
Molecular function (GO): ABC-type transporter activity; ATP binding; ATP hydrolysis activity
Source: RefSeq, a predicted model, not a curated record